AUGAAUCGACCUAAAACAAUGAAACCUCAAGUCGAGACUCGUACGGUGACAACCGACGGUACAUUUGAAGGUUUUGCUGAGUUUCUGAGGUCCGAUAAUCCUGCCGACCUUGUUGAAACGGAGCUGAAUUACGAACACACAUUAACUGACCCGCGUUGUGACCCAGAGGAGAAUGAGUACGAGACGGAUGGACCUCACGAAUUUCGGCUUAAGAAACGAAAAACUACGACCGUAAUGGAGACAUCGCCGAUGGGACAACCGUCUUCAGUUGGAGGUGAAGAACAAGUUGUAGAGGACUUAGUGAUACAUCUGAGUGAUUCGGUCCGCGAAAUGUUUGCCGGGUGGACAAUGUCGUGGAAAUUUGCUAUCGAUGGAUACAACGGUAAUGGUCGAGAAUCCAUCUCCGAUACCCCCGAAGGAUCCCGUAUCUUAAGCAGCCAUUCUCUGAAAUAUUCUGAGACUCAACACAUGGAUAAAACAAAGCGUAAAAGAGAUGAGAUAGAAAAACCUAGCGAAGGACUAUACUGUGAUGAUUCCGAUGACGAUUGGGAUAGUGAUACAGAGGACGUUGAACCCGAAAAGAAUGCCACGUUCAAAGCAACCAUUCAUGUCACAGGCACAUCGAUACUGAUUGUAGAUUGUAGUCGAAGAACAUACCAAGCCUUUAUAGACUAUGCAGUCUGCGGAGCUCUAUACUUCGCCCCUCUGAGGUCUACAUACCAAGUAUAUUGCAAGGCACUUUCCAACCCGGCGGAGGAAAACGACCAAUUACCACCACUCCCCCUUUGGCCUGUAUGGGCUGAAGCUUACUGCACCCCUUAUACCAUCGUACCCGGCUUCAAGACUCCCUCUAGCCCAAAGAGUCUCUACCGCCUGGCCGAUAUGUUGAUCAUUCCACAACUUAAGGCUAUAUGUCGACAGCAAAUCAGCAAUUCCAUACAUGUGCAAAAUGUGAUAUCCGAACUCCAGAGCUCAGUUUUUGAACAGCAUGAGGAAUUGCGUGUGGACGCCUAUAAAUUUAUGCGUAAUACCUGGCAUUUAUAUCAAAGCUCAGAGAUCGUUCCUUUUCUCGCCAAUAUGUCUGAAGCAGAGGCUGCUCUGGUUUUCAAUCACAUACUUAAAAAUCUUCCUGUUUCAAACUCUUUGCUUCAACCCGUUUAA
Melampsora larici-populina 98AG31 is the source of this 1161-nucleotide messenger RNA. RefSeq lists its product as uncharacterized. The record is from RefSeq and is a predicted model, not a curated record. The transcript has 8 exons. Lineage: Eukaryota; Fungi; Basidiomycota; Pucciniomycetes; Pucciniales; Melampsoraceae. The coding region runs from base 1 to 1161 and encodes 386 amino acids.